Messenger RNA from Drosophila kikkawai, 2632 nucleotides. RefSeq names its product transmembrane protease serine 9. Gene Ontology annotation, biological process: proteolysis. Lineage: Eukaryota; Metazoa; Arthropoda; Insecta; Diptera; Drosophilidae. The record is from RefSeq and is a predicted model, not a curated record. Gene Ontology annotation, molecular function: serine-type endopeptidase activity.
AGCGGCGGGAAAUAAAAAUAAAUAUUACAAAAUUCAAUUAAAGCAAUUGCCAGUUCGUAAAAAGUUAACGCCAAGGCUAAAUUGUGGCCCAAGUCAGGCCAAGAUAUUGAAACCGAAAAAAUAAAAAAAACGUCGCCGCUGCUUAACACUUUUUAACACUUUCAUUUUCGUUCAGAGUCGUUUUCGUUGGGUUCGUUCGUCAUCGCGUCGCCGUUCGUCGAGUGUGUUAAAUAAUAGUAAACAAAAAGUGAACGAGACUACCUAAAAUUGUCGGCAAAUGUUAAACGGCUUUUGUAAACUGAAAACGGAAACUGCAUUUUAAGCAUUCGGAGUUCGGCAAGAUGCAGACGACGCCAUUUCUGCUCUGCCUGGUACUCACCGCUGGAACGUUACUCCCUGCUGGAGCACAAGCCGAAGAUGCCCUGGAUGAGGAGCAGCCUCUUCACCUGACCAACGACGCGUCUUUUUUUCAGCCGCACCUGCACGACCGGCGCCUUGGCCGCCAGCUCAGUGAGGACUUGGGCCUGAGCCAGAGCUCGGCCAGCACGGGGAGUGGCUCUUCCGCCAGCAGCCAGUCCAGCUCUGCCUACGAUGAUGAUGAGGACGACGACGACGACGUCGAGGGCUCCAGCGAGUACUAUGACAGCGAUGAGGAGCAGACUGAGGGCAGCAACGAGUCCCUGCCACGACAGCUCUCCCAGUCCACCUUUAAGCGCAUAUCGGAGACCCUGGGGGCACUAAACCAUGUGGGCCACAUGUUGGUGGACAUAACUCGCGGCGGACAAGAUCAAAACAAGGCGGAGGGUGUGGAGAAGAGUGAGGACAAGGUCCAACAAGCUGAUAGCUCUGCCAGCUCUACUUUAAGUAGUACCACUGAGGUGACAACGUCUUCAACAUCCUCACCUCUGGGGAAAUCAGAAGCCAUUCCUGGAGUCUCUGGGAAACUACUGGAUACUCUGCCAAUAACACUAUCCGCCAAUAGUUUACUGCCAGCUGGCAAGCCGGCCAACUUGAGCGUUGUCCAGGUCGCUACCAAAAGGGUCGGGCUGGACGACCAUUCGCCCAUGUUCGUGGAGAACAAGGAGCUGAAGCUAAAGAAGAAAAAGAAGAAGAAUAAGAACAAGCAGAAGGUAAAGAAACCCAAUGAGGAGGCAGUCCAAAACCAAGCGGUUCAGGGAGCCCAGCAGUCCCAGCAGAAGAUCAAGAUUCCCACAACGCCGCGCACAACAACCAGCACUUCGACCGCAGCAUCUCCCACCACUCUGAGGCCCCUGGAUCAGCUGGCGGUGGCCAGUGAUGAGGCGGGAACCGCCAAGGAUGUUGAGAACUACUGCAAGACGCCGAGUGGAAGACCAGGACGUUGUGAGGAUCUGAGCAGCUGCCCGGCCUUGCUGCUGAAUCUGAGCAGCUUGAGGGAGUCGCUGUGUUUCAAAAGCCUCUUCGUUCCCGGAGUGUGCUGUCCAUUGUCCUCGUCCGCCGCAUCAUCCGAUAGCUCUACCGUGUUGACCACCCAAAGGCCUCUGAAGCUGACCACACGACCACCUCUGAUUACCACGACUACAAAGGCUUCCCAGCCGACCAAAAGAACGACACUGCGACCCACGACUCGACCCACAUCGGGACUAGUGCUCAUUCCCCAAAAGAAGCCACCAACGACGACGACGACCACGACGACAGAGGUGCCGCUGGAGCCCGAGGGUCUGGAUGAGAUUGGAAACAACAUCGUAGACCCCGACGAGUGCGGCCAGCAGGAGUACUCAACGGGUCGUAUCGUUGGUGGAGUGGAGGCCCCCAACGGACAGUGGCCUUGGAUGGCGGCAAUUUUCCUUCAUGGUCCCAAGCGAACGGAGUUCUGGUGCGGCGGCUCCCUGAUUGGCACCAAGUACAUCCUGACGGCGGCGCAUUGCACCCGCGAUUCUCGCCAGAAGCCGUUCGCCGCGCGACAAUUCACUGUGCGGCUGGGUGACAUUGAUCUUUCCACGGACGCAGAACCCUCUGAUCCCGUGACCUUUGCCGUUAAGGAAGUGCGCACCCACGAGCGCUUCUCCCGAAUUGGCUUUUAUAACGACAUUGCCAUCCUGGUGCUGGACAAGCCGGUACGAAAAUCCAAGUACGUGAUCCCCGUGUGCCUACCAAAGGGCCUUCGUAUGCCGCCCAAGGAGCGCCUGCCAGGACGUAGGGCCACCGUCGUGGGCUGGGGCACCACAUACUACGGCGGCAAGGAGUCCACUAGCCAGCGGCAGGCGGAGCUGCCCAUCUGGCGGAACGAGGACUGCGAUCGUAGCUACUUCCAGCCCAUCAACGAGAACUUUAUCUGCGCAGGUUAUUCGGAUGGCGGAGUUGAUGCCUGCCAGGGCGACUCUGGCGGUCCGCUAAUGAUGCGAUAUGACUCGCACUGGGUCCAGCUGGGAGUAGUUUCCUUUGGCAACAAGUGCGGUGAACCUGGCUAUCCAGGUGUCUACACGCGCGUCACCGAAUAUCUGGACUGGAUACGCGAUCAUACGAGGGACUGAUCUUCCAGACGAUCCACCCGAUCCACCUUAGCCGUAACUGUAGCCUAAAUUUAGGUAACACUAGUCUAUGUACUCUUAAUGCCCCUUCCCUGCUCUACCUGUUCUAUGUGCAGUGUCUU